This is a messenger RNA of Balearica regulorum gibbericeps (East African grey crowned-crane), 207 nucleotides long. NCBI's taxonomy places the organism in Eukaryota, Metazoa, Chordata, Aves, Gruiformes, Gruidae. The record is from RefSeq and is a predicted model, not a curated record.
GAGAGCGAAGACUUGGAGAGGCAGAACGCUGCCCUGCGCCGGGAGAUCAAGCAGCUGACAGAGGAGAUGAAGCACUUUGCCUCAAUGCUGAGCUCCCACGAACCACUCUGCUCCAUCCUGACAUCCCCUCCGCCACCUCCAGAAGUGCUUUACGCCACACACUCCUUCCACCAGCCCCACAUCAGCUCCCCACGCUUCCAGCACUGA